AUGGAGAUGCAUGUUAGAGAAGAACUCUGCUUUCCACAAUUUUUAAAUAGCUCCUGCAAGAAGCCUCAGUCUUCCUGGAAAGAAUUUUUACUCCUACAGAUUAUGCUUUCCUCACUCUCUCUGCUCACUUCAACUCUCAACCUGCUUGUCAUUAUCUCAGUUUCCUACUUCAAGCAGUUACACACACCUACCAACAUCCUCCUCCUCUCUCUGGCCAUCUCAGAUCUCCUUGUGGGUCUUCUGUUGAUGCCUGUUGAAAUUAUCCGAAACACAGCCUGUUGGAUUUUUGGGGAUUUCUCGUGUUCUUUGUAUAAUUCAGUGUCUUUAAUCAUAACAUUUUCUUCAGUGGGAGAUGUUGUGCUCAUAUCGAUUGACCGCUAUAUGGCAAUAUGUGACCCUCUGCAUUACUCUUCCAGAGUCACUGAAAGAAGAGUUAAAGUCUGUGUCUGUGUGUGUUGGCUUUGUUCUGUUUUUUACGGCAUUCUUAUAGUAAAGGAUGACUUUACAAAGCCAAGUAGGUACAGUGUGUGUUUGGGGCAAUGCAUAAUUACUGCUGACUACAUUGCAGGAACUGUUGAUCUUAUGGUAAGCUUUAUUAUUCCAGUUACCAUCAUCAUAGUUCUGUACAUGAGAGUAUUCAUUGUAGCUGUGUCUCAGGCUCGUGCUAUGCGCUCUCACAUAACAUUUUUCACCCUGCAGCUUUCAGCGACACAAACAAGCAAAAAAUCUGAGUUGAAAGCAGGCAGAACUCUUGGUGUUCUUGUAGUGGUUUUUCUAAUAUGUUUCUGCCCAUAUCACUGUGUGUCAUUUGCAGGAAAUGAUAUGCUUAGUGACUCAUUUUUAUCCUAUGCGCUGUUUCUGCUUUAUUUUAACUCCACCAUAAACCCCUUAAUUUAUGCACUGUUCUACCCAUGGUUUAGAAAAGCUGUCAAACUCAUUGGUACACUUCAGAUUCUGCAGCCUGGCUCGUAUAAAGCUAACAUCUUGUGCAAAUGA
This is a messenger RNA of Nematolebias whitei (Rio pearlfish), 996 nucleotides long. Its product is annotated as trace amine-associated receptor 13c-like. Gene Ontology annotation, biological process: G protein-coupled receptor signaling pathway. Bases 1 to 996 code for a protein of 331 amino acids. Lineage: Eukaryota; Metazoa; Chordata; Actinopteri; Cyprinodontiformes; Rivulidae. Gene Ontology annotation, molecular function: trace-amine receptor activity. Gene Ontology annotation, cellular component: membrane. The transcript has 2 exons. The record is from RefSeq and is a predicted model, not a curated record.